AUGGCUGGACAAGCGGGGUUAAGCAUACACCCACUCUUCUCAGGAUAUUCAUUCCAAGGACAGGGGAGGGUGAACCAGCUGGGCGGCGUAUUCAUCAACGGGCGCCCUCUGCCGAACCAUAUCCGCCUCAAGAUCGUGGAGAUGGCAGCUGCCGGGGUUCGACCCUGCAUCAUCUCACGACAACUGCGUGUGUCACACGGCUGUGUGUCCAAGAUACUGAACCGUUAUCAGGAGACUGGCAGCAUCCGCCCUGGGGUUAUAGGGGGUAGUAAGCCGAGAGUAGCAACCCCGGAGGUGGAGCAGCGUAUCGAGGACUACAAGAAGGCCAACCCGGGCAUCUUCAGCUGGGAGAUCCGCGACAGACUCAUCAAGGAAGGGCUAUGUGACGGAAAUAACGCCCCCAGCGUAUCUUCCAUCAGCCGCCUCCUGAGGGGUGGCAGGAGGGAUGAGACAGACCUGAAGAAGGAUUACAGCAUAGACGGAAUACUUGGGGGUCGCUGCGGAGAUGAAUCCGACACGGAGUCCGAACCCGGGAUCCCGCUUAAGAGGAAGCAGCGUCGCAGCCGCACCACAUUCUCUGGAGACCAGCUGGAGGAGCUGGAGCGAGCUUUCCAGAGGACACAAUACCCGGACGUUUACACCCGCGAAGAACUAGCCCACAGAACUGAUCUCACAGAAGCGAGGAUACAGGUAUGGUUCAGUAAUCGACGUGCAAGAUGGCGGAAACACACGGGAGGAACGUCUUUCAGCCCUCUGUCGGCGACAGUGCCUGGCUAUCAAUACCCGGCCACGAGCUGUGACGUCAUGACACUUCAUAAUUCAGGUACAAUUUGA
This is a messenger RNA of Cryptotermes secundus, 834 nucleotides long. Its product is annotated as protein gooseberry-neuro. The transcript is spliced from 5 exons. Gene Ontology annotation, molecular function: RNA polymerase II cis-regulatory region sequence-specific DNA binding; DNA-binding transcription factor activity, RNA polymerase II-specific. Bases 1 to 834 code for a protein of 277 amino acids. Gene Ontology annotation, biological process: regulation of transcription by RNA polymerase II; anatomical structure development. NCBI's taxonomy places the organism in Eukaryota, Metazoa, Arthropoda, Insecta, Blattodea, Kalotermitidae. The record is from RefSeq and is a predicted model, not a curated record.